This is a messenger RNA of Cheilinus undulatus (humphead wrasse), 3210 nucleotides long. It is a transcript of the gene tdrkh, whose product is annotated as tudor and KH domain containing. Gene Ontology annotation, molecular function: RNA binding. Bases 857 to 2611 code for a protein of 584 amino acids. Gene Ontology annotation, biological process: spermatogenesis. The record is from RefSeq and is a predicted model, not a curated record. NCBI's taxonomy places the organism in Eukaryota, Metazoa, Chordata, Actinopteri, Labriformes, Labridae. The transcript is spliced from 14 exons.
UACUUUGAUUGGGGUUAGGGUGGUCUAAUAAAUUUUUUAAGCACUGUAUAUAUGGAGUUAAAACCAGACAUUUUAGACUUUAAACCACACAUCAACAUUUAAGGUAUGUGGCUGAUCAAAGACAAGACUUGAGCUGACGCAGGUCUGCUGAUCCUGCCUAAACUCCAUAAACGUGUUCCUACAUAUGGCAGAUAUUUAGAGCUGAUACAUCAUGCCAAUAGUAUUGUGUAUCCCAGAAUGACAGAGAAAGACUAAAAACAAGAAUAACAUUAAGUAAUGCAUGACUUGCAAAAUACUUUAAUAUGAACAAAGUUUGUGAGCCUGAGGCAUCUUACUAAGCAAAGCUGCUCAAGAAAUUGCAAUUUAUUGUUGUAAGCUUUUAUAAUAAACACGCUGCAAAAGUCUAAAUUUCCCACUGUAAGUAUGAAAAAUGAUUUCACACAAACAAACAGUGAUUUUUCAUGUUGAAGGCAGUUUUUGGUUUUGGUUCUUGAUAUGUGCCUUCAUGGAUUAUCUGGAUAAUACCAGAAUAAAAGCCGUUUCCAGCUUGCGUCCAACUCCACACGAUUUAACAGAGAUCUCUUUGCUGUUCUAAUGAAGGACUAUUUUGAAUAAUUAUUUUGCUUAUCCACACUUCAGUAAAAAAUCUGUUUAAGCAGGAAAGUCUGUUGUGAUUUCUGAUGUUUUCCACAAAUUCCUAUCAAACUGCAAUGUGACUGCGCUGCUGCCAUGUAGUGUCUUGAACUGCUGAAUUUCCUCCCCCUCUACCUGUCUGUCAGUAGUUUGAACUUGGAUGUAAACAAAAACAGAGCAGGAUCGGAGAAGAUUUGUGUCUUAUUGUCACGAUUCUCCUGAGAUGGACGUUGGAGUGUCCAAGUCCCAUGUGUUUCUCAACUACAGCCCCAGAGCCCUCUUCUCCCAGUGGAGCCUCCCACUGGGUGCACAGCGUGUCAUGGACGCAGUGAGGGAGGGUCACAUGAGCAGCCUGAGCUCAGGUAAGAUGGUGGCUCUGGCUGCAGGGCUAUCCGUCGGGGCCACGGUGGGCUACAUCGUCUAUCGCCAUAUAAGCAGCACCAGCAACAAUGAGGGGCCCGACACUGAGAUUUCCAAGAUGACUCUUCCUGUGGAAGUUUAUAGAAACAUUUCCAGAUACCAAGCAAAGUUUCUAGACAUGGUGACCCAGAAAACCGGAGCUCAUGUGAGGGUGUUGUCAGACUCUGCAGAGUCUGGAUGUAUGACGGCCGUGAGUUUCGUGGUUCAGGGCUCCAAAGAACAGGUCCUGCUGGCCCGCUGUGUCCUGGAGAACCUGGUGACUGAAUGUGAACCUGUGAUCGAGACUGUGGAGGUGCCACAGACCGCUUUUGGACGUAUCAUAGGUCGGGGUGGCGAGAGCCUGAAACUGAUCACCAGGACCACGGGGGUCAAAGUGGUUUGUUCCAAAGAGAAGGCACAUGAACCGUGGGCGAAAGGUAACAUGACCAUCACAGGGACCAGACAGGAAGUCAAACAGGCCAAGGAGAUGAUUCUAGAAAAGGUCAAAGAGGACAUGAUGGUGAGGAUGAAGAUCUCACAGUCAUCUGCUCAGAGGAAGAAACGUGGCCACACGGCUAUGAACCAGAAACCAGAAAGUACAGAGACUGAAGCACCCUUAAACAAUAACGGUCCACUCGCCCAGAUGGAGAAAAACGGGCUCAUCCAUGCAAAUGGGACCACAGGAGAACCAGGGGAUAUGUUUGAAAAGAUGGAGGAGCUGCAGAUCCCCAACACAGAGAUGGAGCAGGAGGAUAGUGUAUCUGUAGAGUCUCCCUCUGAGGUUUCCAAGUUUGAAAUUCCCAGCCCAGACCUGAGCUUCCAGCCUGAUGAACACCUCGAGGUUUAUGUUUCUGCGUACGAGAACCCGAACCACUUCUGGAUUCAGAUUCUUGGAGUUCGCUCCCUUCAGCUUGAUAAACUGACAGAGGAGAUGAAACGCUUCUACAGCAGCGGAAACCCAGCUGAGCAGAGGGUGGAGACGGUUGUCGUCGGGGACAUCGUGGCGGCUCCAUACAGAGACCAUGGCACGUGGAACAGGGCGAGGGUGCUAGAAGUUCUCAGCUCUGGACUGGUGGACCUUUACUAUGUGGACUUUGGGGACAAUGGGGAGCUGCCCAGAGAGAGCCUCUGCAGAAUGAGGAGUGACUUCCUCAGCUUGCCUUUCCAAGCUAUUGAGUGCAACUUAGCAGGAGUCAGGCCAAAAGGUGACACUUGGACUGAGGAGGCUCUGGAUGACUUUGAUCGGCUGACAUACUGUGCAUCCUGGCGACCCCUGCAGGCCAAACUGUGCAGCUAUUCUCACUCUGACAUCUCGUCCUGGCCCAGUGUUAAGCUCUAUGACAGCAGUGAAAUAAAGUCUGUAGAUAUCGGGGAAGAGCUCAUUCGGCGGGGUCACGCUGUCAGCUUCCAGGAAGUGGUGAAUGGGAAGACUGAAGGUGAACACCUUGGCUGUCUGCAGAGGAUGCUGGACGAUGUUAUUGGAGCAUCCUCAGAGCUAAGUCUCUCCUGUAUCAGCCUAUCAGAAGCUGCCUCCAUCUCAGGAAGUGUCGACGAUAAUGCAGAGGACGAGCUGCUCUGAGACCAAAGAAGCAAAUAAAGGUGAAGCACUGACCAUCCCACUCCUCAGCAUCAGUACAAAUGAGAUGAAGGGGAGCGUGUCCAUGUCUGACCCAAACACAACCACAUAAAUCCUCAUCGUGAAGCCUUACCUACUUGAAAGCAGGCGCUUCAGGCGAUUCUUCCAGCCGUAUUCACUUUAUCGUUGUUACUUCAGCACAAAAAUGAAACGUUACGUUAUGCUGUUCAGUUGCACCUAACGCUGCUUUGCUUUUGUGUUGUUUAUUUGUGUUAUUUUGUGUUCAAAGAACAAAGAGAGGAACAAGAACAACCAGAAAGCCAGUAUUAUUUUUGAAAAGCACUGUGAUAUGUAUCAGUGAAACCAGAAGGCAGCUGGUAAGCUGAAGAGGUCUAGUUUAUUUCUCUACAUGUAUAUUGAGAUUAUAAAGCUUCUAUAUUAGGCUACACAGGUUAUUCUAUUUUGAAGAAGAAACCAUAAAGUAUUAUUGAUUGUGUUCAGUAAAAAUGUGGCAUCUACUGUGUCUUUAAGGACAAAGAAAGUGUUAGUUUGUCUUCAGAGCUGUAAUAGACUGCACUAAAUAAAGGAUUUAUUUUAGGUCA